Molecule: messenger RNA, 2817 nt
Organism: Endocarpon pusillum Z07020
Lineage: Eukaryota; Fungi; Ascomycota; Eurotiomycetes; Verrucariales; Verrucariaceae
Exons: 1
Coding region: 1-2817 (938 amino acids)
Biological process (GO): calcium ion transmembrane transport; intracellular calcium ion homeostasis
Cellular component (GO): membrane
Molecular function (GO): calcium ion binding; calcium channel activity
Source: RefSeq, a predicted model, not a curated record
AUGUCGACUCCGAUUCAUGAGCAGGCAGAGCCUAAGAUGCAUAACAAUACAAGACGUUCAUCAGAAGAAGAGAGGACUGCCGUUGGAGAUGAAGCAGCCAAUGGUGAUGGCCUCACCAAGAAGGUCACGUCGGAGUCUGCCGAGUAUUUCGAGCAGGGCAGAUCGGCAGCCUCAAAGACACGGGAGAGGAACAAUCGAUUGGGAGAUGAUCUAGCGCUCUUACAAGCAGAAAGAAUUGCUUCACACGCCGUCGAGAGACAAUCUGGAGAAACAGAGCACAACAUGCAUCGCUCGAGAACACGUGGAAAUGAGCCUGUUGACGAGUUCGAUGCUGCGACAAAUCCAGUCCACGAACGGACACAGCUUUACAAGCCACCAGAGAAGCCCUCGAACAAGUUCGCACAAUUCUUCAAGUACAUCCAUCAUUCAAUCUUUAUCGUUAGGUACUUUAUGUACAUCGUGCCACUGGUCGCUUUGAUUCUUGUUCCCUUGCUCCUCGGAGCCCUUGCCUUCCCUAAUGCACAUGUUGGUGGAGUACAGCUGGUCUGGUUCUCUAUAUGGCUCGAAAUCGUCUGGCUUACUCUCUGGGCUGGUCGUAUUGUUGCUAAAUGCAUUCCCUGGCCUUUGGGCCUUAUCUCCAGCCUGUUCACAAAUAACUCCAAGAAAUGGCGUGAUCUAGGCAAACAGCUAGAAGUACCUGCCACCCUCUUCUUCUGGUGGCUUGGUAUUGAGAUCUCGUUUCUGCCGACCAUGAAGAAUCAUUCGAUUGAUGGAAACAAAGAAACGCGAGAUUGGCAGCGGACAAUGAACAAGAUAAUUAUCUCGGUCUUCGUCGGCUUUAUUCUUAACUUUAUCGAAAAGAUCCUCAUUCAAUUGAUCGCUAUCAGCUUUCAUCUUAGAACGUACGCGGAUCGAAUUGAUAUCAACAAAUUUCAGAUCGGCAGCCUCACGAAGCUCUAUCAAUAUUCGAAGCAGAAGAUCGUGGUUGACGAUUCAGAGUUUGAAGGAGAGGAAAGAAAAUCGGGUCCUGCGUCAGGCGCGCGUACACCUGCUAUCUAUGCCGAAAAGGCCACAAGGGCAGCCAAGGAAGCCUUUUCUAAAGUCGGCGAUGUUGCUGGAACAGUGGCAGAAGACUUUACCGGCAAAACUGUGGUCAAGUCCUCGCAUCCGCAUCAAGUCAUCCUUCAGCUGCUGAACACCACAGGCGGUAGCCAAGUGCUUGCUCGACGAUUGUAUCGGACUUUUGGACGCGAAGGAUUCGACACCGUCUUCCCUGGUGAUCUCAAAUGUGCUUUCGAGACAGAAGAAGAGGCCGAGGCAGCAUUCAGCAUGUUUGACAAGGAUAUGAAUGGCGACAUUUCCAUGGAAGAGCUCGAAGCCGUCUGUGUCGAAAUUGGACGAGAACGUAAGUCAAUCACUGCUUCGCUCAAGGACCUAGAUUCGGUCGUGUCGAAACUCGACGAUGUCUUCGUAUUCAUCGUUGUCGUCAUCACGCUACUUGUGUUCUUAUCACUCAUUUCGACAUCUGCGGCUGGCGUUCUGACAUCUGCCGGGUCCACUCUCCUGGCUCUGUCGUGGCUCUUCGCGGCUACUGCUCAGGAAUUCUUGCAAUCGGUCAUCUUCGUCUUCGUCAAACAUCCAUUUGAUGUUGGGGAUCGAGUCUCGAUCUAUGGCAAUACAGGUGCUACCCUCCAAGGUGACGACUACUUCGUCAAAGAGAUUGCUCUUCUCUAUACCGAAUUCAAGAAGAUGGAAGGUCACAUCGUCCAGGCCCCUAAUUCCUACCUCAACACCUUGUUCAUUCUAAAUAUGCGAAGAUCUGGUGGACUGGCUGAGGCGCUGCCUAUUGUCAUUAGGUUUGGCACCACUCUUGAGCAAAUUGACGCUCUUCGUCAAAGUCUGCUGGAUUUUGUCAAGGCUGAGAAGCGAGAAUACCAAGGCAACAUUCUGACGGAGCUUCGAGAAGUCAAAGAGGCUUAUUCGCUAACGUUGAACGUUGUCUUCUUCUACAAAUCUAACUGGCAAAAUGAGCUUCUUCGUCUCCAACGACGAAACAAAUUCAUUUGCGCACUCAUGGUUGCGAUGCAGGACAUUGGUAUUGAAGGGCCUCGCCGCAAUAUCCCUGGGGCAAAGGUCGACCUGCCAUACUACGUUCAGUAUCCUGGAGGAGAUUCUUCAAGCUUUGCCUCGAAUACGGAAAGUGGUCUCGGUCCCUCGGCUACAUCGACCUCUGAUCAUCAGGCACCAUUUGUGGCUCCUGCGAAGAUGAAUAGCCUCCAUUCCAAGCCAAGUAUCAGCCGUACUGCAUCUGGUACCGAUAGCAGGCCACGAGGCGAAUCGGUUUCUGCAAUGGCUAAGCGAGUCGACUUUUCGCUCGGGAUGCAAGACGUCAGCUCUGGUGAUCUUAUGUCGGGUGACCUAUUUGACGAUCGUUCUCGCUCCCGUCUACCUCCUGCAGCCCGCAAUGCUGGGGCAGAUCGCAUCGAUGAAGAAGAAGAAUCAGAUUACGCGCAGACAACAGGUCGGAAAACGAGCCAUGAAAGUCACCGUCAUAUGCACAGUAGUGUUGUCAGACGUUCGACAUCAGCAAGCAGCAAUACAACGCACCACAAUCGAUUCUUUGACCGACUGGGUCGAGUUGGCACACGACAAUUUGAAUCUAAUCGUACAGCAGAACCCGACCUGAUGGAGCAAGGACGGUUGGAUCCACGAUCUAGCACCUCUCAAAAUCAAGCUGUUCUCGAAGAUACACAAACCACGUCUGGUGGUUUGUCUCGCAGUCAGACUGAAGACUUUGAACUGAGGCGGAUGCGUUGA